AUGACACUAUAAUAAACUGACUUGAAAUGUGAUGUCUGGUCAUGGCGGCUUCCCAACUUGGUACAUCACCUACGGCACAGAUAGCUGAUAAUCGUAUUUUCCUAUUCCGCCUACAAAUGCUAAUUAUAGAUGGCGGACUUGCCGUUUUAAGACAUUAUGUAGAUCAGGAACUUUCAGCUCAAUCUAUCACUCUAAGUGGAUGUCUUGCUAAUGAAAGGACCACUUGUAAACUUUUGAAGGGACGUGGAAUAAUAACACAGGUGCAAUAUGAUUUAUUGUAUCCAUCAAGUGGCACUGUUUUAACUUCAGAUUUGGACAUCACACUUAUUAUUUGUCUCAUGAGAAAUCUGAAGUGUUUCAAAUUAAACUCAAAGUUUAAUUGGAACAUACCACCAAUACAAAAUGACACUUCAAUCGAGGCAGACAUUUUUAGACUGAAGAAACACAGGAACGCGAUUUGUCACAUAUCGACAACUACAGGGAUGCAACAUAAUGACUUUAUAACACAGUGGAAAGAAAUCGAACAGAUCCUCCUAAGAAUUAAUAAGGUGUAUCCAAUCAAAGACUUUCAGCAGACGAUUACUGACUUUCAAUUCAGUCCUCUUGAUCCAAACACAGAGAAGCGAGUAACAGAUGAAAUUGAUAAAUGGGAGAAAUUCGACAAAUCUGUAGAACCUGAUUUAGAGCUUUUGAAAACAGAUCAAAAAGUAAUGAAACUGAAAAUUAAGGCACAUAACAUUGAACUAGCCGAAACCAGGAAACAGUAUGAAGAAGGAUUGGAAGCGGUUCAUAACAAAAUAGCUGAAAUAGAAAAACAGUUGCCAGCACCAGACAACUAUCAGAAGCGCAAACUAGAGCUACAGCAUGGUUUGAUUACAUUUUACAAAACAAGACACAGUCAAGUUUUCCUGUCACCUCUUUUCGAAGAGAAAGACACUCCAUUGGCUUCUUUCUAUAUUAGACCGGAACUGAGAUAUUGUAAUAAAAAAUCAGUUAAAUCAUUAUCAGAGAUAUUCAGAACUAAAAAUAUUGAAAAUCGCGAAAUUUAUGUACUCGCUGAUGCUGGACUCGGAAAAACUGCAUUUUCAAAGUAUCUGGCUAUCAUGUGGUGUCAAGCGCAUUGCCCAAACGAAGACUUAAAUGAAUAUUUGUUAAAGGAUGAUAUAUACUGUAUGCAAAAAUUUGAUUUUUUAUUCCUGGUGUCAUUGCGAGAUUCGGACGAUUUAUGCUCUAUAGAUGAUCUCAUAUUUGAAAAGAUAAUCUCAGACUUGGGUCUGGAAGAGAAGCUUUCCGAAGAAUUCCUGCUUAGAAUUUUGAAAAAACAGAAAUGCCUCAUUAUACUCGAUGGACUGGAUGAAUGGACCCACCCCGACAAUAAAUGUAACAGAUCACCACGAUCGAUCCCCCACAGGAAUGACCGAGAGAAUUGUAUAAUACUGACUACCACACGACCAUGGAAAUUAGGUGUUUUAGAUCUAAAUUCGUGUCAAUUAGGUAAAAAAAUAGAACUUACAGAACUAAGUAACGACUCAGCAGUCACACUAAGAAUUAGAAUGUUACAAAAAUUGAGACCACACCAAAAUAAAGAUUCAUUAGAAAGAAAUUCCAAGCUCAUUAAAAUAAUCAGUAGUAGAGGCAACGCUGAACUUACUUCUGUGCCUCUACUUUUGAUAUAUACAAUUUGUUUAUGGUGUGACGGUGUUCAAAUAGGAAAUUCAAAAUGUGAUCUUUAUAUAAAUAUAGUUGAGCUGCUCUUAUUAAGAACGAUUCAGAAGCAUGGCAAAUUUCAAAUACCGCAGGAACAUCCUGCCAGUGACAUACCAGAAUGCUUUGCUGAAUAUGAAAACUGUAAAACAUACUUCAAACUCCUGAUACAAUUAGGGAAAUUAGCUUAUUAUACAUUACUCAAUGAAACAAGAGAAAACACGCUAGUAUUUGAUGGAUCAGUUACUAAAAAAUACCUUACACUAUGUGAGAUGAAAUUCACUCUGCUCUCAGGAAUGUUGUCAGAAAGUACAACAAACACAUUAACAAAAAAGUUUAGUAAAGUUUCGUUUUCCCACAAAACAGUACAGGAAUUCUUUGCCGCCAUAUUUAUAAGUUCUCACAGUGACGCUCAGAAAAUUGUUCUAGAAAAAUGUAGAAACAUUGAGGACAUUCUGGACAUGUCAAAAAUUUGUGAAUAUGCAAGUGAAAUAAAUGCUGACCGGAUGUGUGCAAUAUCAAAUGAUUUGAUGUCUGUGAUAAAUGAGGACGAGAAAACACGCGACUAUAGAACAAGGACAGGUGACGAGGACAAGUACAAUACGCCAUUAUAUAACAUCCAGAAAAUGUUGUUGUCGUGUUUACAAGAAAUGCCUGAAAGUGAAAACCUUCAAUUUUGUUUACAAGAUUUCUUCAUUGACGAGGACACCGAGCACAGUAAGCAGUUACAAAAAUUGCUAAAACAAAAUAAAACCAACGUAAAAUCACUUUAUAUAAACACCAGCAUUACUUCAAGCAGUUUACGUGAAAUUAUAGAUUUAUUCUCUCUGACAGAUCUCAGUCAUAUACAGAAACUUUACUAUCGUGGUGACAUAUUAAAGAAGAAGGAGGCUGAGAUAGAUCAGAUAUUGUUUCCCAGUUUAGAGUAUCUUACUUUGUCAGGUGGUAAAAGGACAGUUGAUGAAGAAAAGCUGAGUGAAAAUUUGGCGCGAUUACAUAACUUACAAUGUUUAUGUAUUAGAUACUUUAGUUUUUCUCACAAAAUACUAGACACAUUUUUCAAUUUUAUCUCCCGUCAAAAAUCAAUGAAAGAGUUAUCAUUGGCGUGGUUAUACUGUAAAGAACACUGGCGCAGUCAUGAUUGCAUGAGAUUUAACUUGAACUUGUCUCAACACACAACUCUUGAAAACCUAUAUUUGUGGGCGUUCCCUUGUGGUUACUAUAAAAAAUAUCAACACCGUCAUUAGUUCAUGUGAGAUUGGAGAGCAUCAAUCUAUAUGAAAUGUCAUUGAUAUGUUGAAUAUUAAAUGUUUGAAGUUGAGGGAUAUAAAAAUGGCUGCAGGAAGUUUACAGAACUUUAUUACCGUGCUGGUAAAUUUUUCGGAGUCAGUUACAGUAAAGAUGGCCUACAUUACACCAGAAACAGAAUAUGACUGUGUAAGAGAAUAUAUUCGGUGUUCAAGAAAAACCUUUUUAUUUGAUACAAGACUACUGUCGGGGAAUUGAGUUCAAAACAAGGAAACCAAGUAGAGAAUAAACAAGAAAAAACAUUGAAUACUAAAUUAAAGAAAUUUAUUUCAACAAUUAAACAAGGGGAACUUAAAAUACAAAAUGGCUGCAUUAGCGAUUGAUGAAAUUUUACCAUUUGAUAAUUAUUAUAUAAACAUUAACUAUAAUUUUGAAAUAUCACUGAUCUAAUUACAAUUUUGUCGAAAUAAAAUCAUUCAAAAGAUAAAAAUAAUUUACCGAAAUAAUUCACGGAUGAAUAUAAAAGUUGGAUAAGGAUAUAGUAAUUUUCACAGAUAAGAGUUUUCAGUUUUAUUGAAAUGUCUUUAUAUUUUCAUUUAAUUUUCGUAACACAUUAUUAUACAAACAUAUUGCAUUUAAAUACUUAUAUUUCGUUUAACUGAAAGUGAAUUAUAACCUUCCGACCAAUACAUAUAUGUACUUUGACAAAAGAUCGUUGUCAUUUUGUGUCUUUUUAAACUUUAUCUACCUUUUUGUAACAUCUCUAACUUAGAGCACUCAUAUAAACAUACAUGUAUAACUACACCUUUUAUUUAACCCAGCCUUCAAUAAUCAUACAGAUAUUAUUACUUUUGUUAACAUUGUAAAAAAAUAAUUUUAUUGUAAAAAUUUUAUUGUUCUAUUUACGUUUAUAUAAUUAUAUUACAUGUAGUUAUUUUAUUUAAUUGUUUCUUCUGUAUGGUAAUUAUUUAAAUUGCAAUGUAUUCAAAUUAGAUAUACUUUCAAGCUUUUUAUUUGUAUGGAUUACUUUAUAUAAUAUAAGUCAUAUUUAGUAAAUGAACGACUUCUUUUGCAAUUUCAAUAAGGAACAGAAACCAAGUAUUAAACUAGUAUUGUUUUUGUCUGUUGUUCCGAAAAUGUCUGACAUAAGUUUACAAUUUCAUAAAUAAGCAAAUAUUAUGAUACUUGUUUAGGAAAAGAGUUUAAUAUUUUUGUCGUGAAACCAUUGUCAAUUUACACCGCAUAUGAUUUUUUUCCUCUAAUUUUGCAUUAUUUUGCCGCCUUUAAUACCAGAUAAGUUUGUAUCUAUUAUAUAUGUGUUUAUUUUGAAUUAAAAAAAGGAUAUAUUGAUAAUAAUGCGUCAAUACAAGGUCAUAUUACGCAUUUCAGCGGCUUUUUUUAAACACUUUUG
Messenger RNA from Ruditapes philippinarum (Manila clam), 4363 nucleotides. RefSeq lists its product as uncharacterized. The record is from RefSeq and is a predicted model, not a curated record. Bases 42 to 2951 code for a protein of 969 amino acids. NCBI's taxonomy places the organism in Eukaryota, Metazoa, Mollusca, Bivalvia, Venerida, Veneridae. The transcript is spliced from 4 exons.